Priapulus caudatus is the source of this 846-nucleotide messenger RNA. Its product is annotated as cytochrome P450 2U1-like. NCBI's taxonomy places the organism in Eukaryota, Metazoa, Priapulida, Priapulimorpha, Priapulimorphida, Priapulidae. Gene Ontology annotation, biological process: xenobiotic metabolic process. Gene Ontology annotation, molecular function: heme binding; iron ion binding; oxidoreductase activity, acting on paired donors, with incorporation or reduction of molecular oxygen, reduced flavin or flavoprotein as one donor, and incorporation of one atom of oxygen. The record is from RefSeq and is a predicted model, not a curated record. Gene Ontology annotation, cellular component: intracellular membrane-bounded organelle; cytoplasm.
CCUUUAUAGUACCAAGAGUGAGAUAAGCAGGGUUUUCUUGCUGGUGUAAUCCGGUUCUUGGACUACUAUAUAUAGUACGCGUGUGCGUCGCUGGCAUGACCAACGAUAUAGCAUAGAGAUGUGGCUAUGACUGCCACAUUUGAUCGUCAACAAACUUUCAUUACAUCGUGAAACAACAUUCAGAAGCGAAGCACACGUACAGACCUUCUGCGAGACCCGUCUUCUAACUGAAGAACAUUGAAGGACACGUUAAAGAGCAUCGAACCCAACCACGAAGACAUGGCUGCUGUCGCCGGGCUGACGUUGUCGUUGGGCGAAUACGCGCGCCCGCUCCUCCUCACCAUCGUCAUCGUUGUCGCCUACGCUCUCUGGACGCAGACGAGAAAACGCGGCGCGGGGCGAAAUCUGCCACGGGACCUCGCGGGCUGGCCCGUCAUAGGGUCGCUCCUCGAUCUGAUGCGAAAUCCGGAGGAGUACCUCAGCGCAAUGGCCGACAUUUACGGUCCGGUGUUCGGCGUUCAGCUCGGAAACGAUUUCGUCGUUGUUCUCAGUGACAUCGGCGCGGCUACGGAGGCGUUCAUGAAGCACGGAAAUGUGUUCUCUGGUCGCGACCGCACGGGAGCCAUCAUGCACUCCGUAGAAGGCUUCUUCAACCGAAAAACAAAUCUAUACUUUGGGCUGGGUGCCAGCAUGGGGCGCGCGUGGAAAAGUCAUCGGAAAUUUACUCUGAGCACGCUACGGAACUUUGGCAUGGGCAAAGUGAGCGUCGAGGCAAGAAUACAAGAGGAAGUUGUGGCAUUUCUGAACGUAGUACGAGCCGAAGGCGGUCGGCCAUUCGAUGUUCAG